Messenger RNA from Pichia membranifaciens NRRL Y-2026, 1704 nucleotides. RefSeq lists its product as hypothetical. The transcript has a single exon. Gene Ontology annotation, molecular function: ATP binding; 6-phosphofructo-2-kinase activity. Gene Ontology annotation, cellular component: cytosol. The coding region runs from base 1 to 1704 and encodes 567 amino acids. Gene Ontology annotation, biological process: fructose 2,6-bisphosphate metabolic process; fructose metabolic process. Lineage: Eukaryota; Fungi; Ascomycota; Pichiomycetes; Pichiales; Pichiaceae. The record is from RefSeq and is a predicted model, not a curated record.
AUGCCGAUCCACAGAAUCAACCUCCCGCUCACUCCGACGCAGUCCUUCUGCGGGGAGCAGGGCAGCAGCAGCAGCCAGGGCCCUGUGUCAGAUAAGGCGCCUGCGUCAGAGGCGUGCGUGGCCCGCAAUCCGAGCUCGAAACAGCUCUUCUCGACGUGUCUCUACAACAACACGGUGGCGGACGAAGGCAUGCCACGAAGACCGGCACUCAGCAGCGGUGUCGGGGGCGGCAGCAGCAGCAGCAACCACAUCAACUACAACGGGCUCUCGGCGAGGUCCGCAGCACAGUCGUCGACGUCGCUUCUCUCGAUGCUCUCGAACCAGACGGCGACGACCGAGUACUCGCCGAACUUGAUCGAUAAGGAGUGCGGCGACCUCCUCAAGAUCAUCGACUUGGACAUCUCGGACACGGGCAACAGCAACGACAACGACAACGACACCGGCAACGACAUCGGCGCCAGCGACCAGAGCAAGAGCAGCAGCAACGGCAACGACGCCACCGUCUCGGGCCUCCCGCCGAGCCCAGGUCGGCGGCGGACGCACCGCCGCCUGCGUGAGAAGGUGAGCUUCGACCUGGCCCCUGCGAGCUCCGAAACAGACACGGAAUCGGACACAGACUCGGAGGAGCACGACGCCAGCGCCAGCACCACACACAAGGUGGCGCCCACCAUGGAGAGAGAAAACACCUCUGUGGACCUCUGUGGGUGCCGCAACAGGAAUUCCGUGGAGGCCUCCGACGCCCCGCUUGAUUACAACAACCCGGCCCGUUGGGACUACAAAGAGAAGUGGAUUUUCGUGCUCAUCGGUCUGCCCGCGUGCGGCAAGUCCACCAUGAUCAACGACUUCCAAGACUACGUGCUCAGCCAGGCAUCCGAUAGGGUCAGAGUCAAGUCGUACAACGCCGGCGACGUGAGAAGAAAGUAUGAGGCACAGUGCCACAACAAGUUUGAUUUCAGCGACUUGCACAAUUCAAGAAACCUGAGAAACACCUAUGCCUUGGAAGCCCUGGACAACUUGGCGAACGACCUUGUCCACGACAAGAUUGACAUUGGAAUCAUGGACGCUACCAACACCACCAGGGACAGGCGCAAGUCUGUUUUCGAUUACAUCCGCAACGUCUCCAAGACGUCCAACGUUGUCAUCAACCCGCUACUUUUUGAAAUUAAGUGUUCCAACAGAGCCUUGAGGCGAUUUAACAUUGAGCAGAAGUCGAAAAACAAGGAUUACGUCCACAUGAACCGGGACAAGGCCAUUGGCGACUUCCUCGAGCGUAUCAGAAACUACGAGCUGUCCUACGAAAAAGUUACCGUCGAAGAAAUCAAGCUCUUAAACGUCAAAUACUUUGGCAUCGACAACGUUGGAGACACCAUCUACUAUGACUGCGGACUAAAACACCACAACAACAGCCGCCAUGAAAACCUUUUGUUCAAAAGCAUCGCCUUGAACCUGCUCUACGAAUUCCUAAUUCACUACAGAACCAACUACGCCGCCCAGUACCUCACGGACGUCGACGAAUUCUAUACCGGCCGUCAUUACCGGCCCAUAAAAACAGUCUUCUCUAGACCAGUCUCUCUUGAGGAGGUCAAGAAGGUGCGCAAGGCCUCGAUACAGGAAACAAACCCGAAAACAAGGCAACAACAACAAAAUACCCAGGACACUCUCGCACUGCCCAAGGUUUUAUCAUCGUCUCGAAUCAACGUUUGA